Molecule: messenger RNA, 552 nt
Organism: Callorhinus ursinus (northern fur seal)
Lineage: Eukaryota; Metazoa; Chordata; Mammalia; Carnivora; Otariidae
Gene: FAM237A
Product: family with sequence similarity 237 member A
Source: RefSeq, a predicted model, not a curated record
AUGGCCGAUCCUGGGAACAGAAGAGGGAUCUACUGCCCCCUGACCCUUAUCUGCUCCCUGCUCAUUGUGGGAAUGUGCUGUGUGUCUCCUUUCUUCUGCCAUAGCCAGACAGACCUGCUGGCUCUUAACCAAGCUGAUCCUCAGUGCUGGGAAUCUUCUUCAGUGCUCCUCCUGGAAAUGCAGAAGCCUCGAAUUUCUAACACUGUUUCAGGUUUCUGGGAUUUUAUGAUCUACCUGAAGUCAUCUGAGAACUUGAAGCAUGGGGCACUGUUUUGGGAUCUGGCCCAACUCUUCUGGGACAUCUAUGUGGACUGUGUCCUCUCCAGGAACCAUGGCUUAGGAAGGAGGCAAUUGACUGGGAAGGAAGAGAAAAUUUCGGCAGUGCAUCCACAGCACACAGGGAGAAAACAAGGUACAUAUUCUCAGCAACUAAGAACACCUUUCCUAAAGAAGAAAGAGUUGAUUGAAGGUUUGAUAAGCAUGCACUUGCAUAGGAGUGGGUCUAAGUUCACCGGAAAAGUCACCAGUGGCCUGGAAAUAAAAAGAAAAUAA